This is a messenger RNA of Spirometra erinaceieuropaei, 6385 nucleotides long. Lineage: Eukaryota; Metazoa; Platyhelminthes; Cestoda; Diphyllobothriidea; Diphyllobothriidae. The record is from the annotation of a GenBank genome assembly.
AUGUCAUCAGUUGACGACCCUCCGACUAGAGUCCUGGACCCCAGUCGUGCUAUGCUUCACAGUCUGCGAGGGGUGGGGGUGAGAACAACGGAUACUAAUCCUCUUGGAGACAAACGUCAUCCUCCGCCAUUGGGAGGUAUGUGUCGAAAAAUUGAGCCCUACUAUGGGUAGAUGUUUCCUGCCACGUGAGCCAUGGGCUUUGCCCUGAUAAAAGGAAGAUUUACUUUCUUGCGUUCUUCUUUUCUGAGCUAACUACUCUCCUUGUGCAUGUGCAACAAAAGGCAAGGAGGAAUCGCACAUCAUCGUCGAAAACCUCUCAAACCCUGUUAAGCAAGCCCAGUCGGGUCUUAAUGAGGUCAUUCUUACUAGCUGGAGUGGAUUGUUAGAGGCAACUUGCCCGAUGUCGUCUUUAUCGUCUAUCCUCGUCGUGUUGUCUAGUGAACUCCACUAAACUCCUUUCCCAGGCGUUCAUUGGAUGACCACCAGGUACUACGUUACGGUGCCGUCAAACUCUGCGAAAUUCGGUUUCUUGUGUUCCAUGUAGGUGCGAGGGAGACUAAAUUGAGUCUGUAAAUCCAAUCCAUUGGCCCGAAGGGACUACUUGGGGUUUCUGGGCUGGACCUAUCUAAGCGGUUGUGGUGGAUGGCUAAGUUAUUCGAACUAGUGGACAAUAUUUGCCACUUCGUGUGAAACUUUCUGUCAGACGAGCAAGUCAGACAGCGGGAUCAGCCAGACGCGGAAAGUUUUCGUCACACUUCAUUGAAGCCCCUGGAGUCGGUAUUAGAUGACUUCGAAGACGAAACGGCGAUCACUCGUGUGCGAUUUUGAGACAGCGCUCUUUUGCUUCGAUUAUAUCCAUCGCUUGGGAGUGUUCGCUGAAAGGCGACCUUGGCUUCCGGUUUUCUAAAUGAGUCUCUGAUCGCGUCUCCAAUGGACGACUGUUGAUCUUAAACCACACUCUAUUUACUCGCGGCUAAGCUGGUCUAGUCUCGUGCCACGCCUGUCUGGAGGCAAACGCGUGCGUCAUGUCAUAUCAUCUGAACGCGGCACCUGCCGACAAUAACGUUGAGACUUCCAGCUGAGGGCGUAGGUUGACACAGUGGAAGCUCCUACAUGCGGAGCCAUGCUGCCAACCAGUUCAACUCACCUAGUAGUCUGCCACCGACUGACCGCAAUGGAAGGUAGUCAUUUGUCAUGCCGCUAAUCUGCACCACGAAGUCCAUUGGAUUAGUAGUAAUGAGUGCCUUCAGAACAACGCAGGCACAAAGGGAGUGCACGUUUAGUGUCCAUUCUAUAGUGGGCUUGUGUCCUCCUUGUCUCGCUUAGUGUUCCUGCUGCUCGCACUUAUUGACCUUUUACUAGCGUUAACUAGGCUGGUUAGGAUAGGUUUUUCCACGACCCUUUCACUUGUGAAUUUGUCCUUUCUCUUAUUUUAGCCCCCUUCGUGGACAAUCGUCGUCCGAAUAUGGGGAAUCGGGUGUUACCUGUUGCUAACAGUUGUUGCCUUUGUUUUUGCAAAUUCUUCGCGGCCAUCGUGACUGUUAUUGGACUUGUAGCCCUUGCCGCUGGCAUUGCGCUGUUUAUCAUCUUCAGGGGCCGCGAAGCGGACUUCAGGCUAGAUGAUGACGAAGACAUCCGCAUCACACUCCCGUAAGUUAGUGCCUUAAAAAGUCUUUUUCGGUUCUGGGUGCGGACAGUCUAGUAUUAAGUCGAAACACUGAGAUCCCUGAAACGACUGCAACACCACUUUGGGUGUGCAUAAGUGGAGUCGGCCAAUUUUAUCUUCUUCAUUUUCAUUUGGACACUUUGUAGGGGAGAAUGGGUUCAGUCAGACGCGGAGCUAGAACAUACUGUAGACAGUGUAACGCGACGCGCUACAAGAUCUGGCUUGGAGGACCGUCCACUAGCUGGGUAACUAUACCCUCAUCUUCUGUGUGUGACCUUUACAACAGCUCUCUUCGGUGAGAGAUUCGAAACGCCGAUACAAGCGAAAAUGCGAGUUCCAAGAAUUAGUUGAUCAGAAGAAGAAGCGAUCGCUGGAACAAUGGCUUUAUUCGCCUGACGUUUCGGAUUCUCUCUUGAAUCCAUCAUCAGAGACAGCUGCAGAAAAGGGUGGCUAGUGUACAGGAAGUAGCAGUAUUUAUAGGAUGCGGUCGCCAUGCUACCGCAUACCUACAGCAAUUAACCCUGCUCCCUUCAUCAAGGAUUGUUGCCCGCUGGUGCGCUAAUUGCUUGAUGGCCGGCAUGCAAGUUGUUAAUUGCUGACAUCUCAUCACCCGUGUUGGAUGCUGGCGUGAUGAUUGCUCGGCCAUCUGGCUCACGUGCUUGCGCGCUCCUCGAGUGGUCAAUUGCUUUGGCCAGUCUAUGCCUCAGGACAGAAUAUGGAGUGGGGAUGUCGUUGCACUUGUUGAUAGACUGAGGUCCCGUGAACCAUGAUUCAAGCAACUCGCGGCUCACGCGAUUAUCCCCUCUCGCGAGAAUUUCGGCCUCAUCGAACUUGAAUGUGUGGCCGGGUCUCGUCGAAUGGGCCGCGACCUGAGAGUUGGCGUCAUUUAUCCGUACAGCUGCCACGUGUUCGGCGAUUCGCGUCCGGAGCAGUCUUCCAGUUUCUCCGACGUAGUUGCUUUGUCCGCAACUGCACCAGAUCCGGUAAACGACUCCAGAUGUUUCUUGCCGUGGCAGUGGGUCUUUUGGUCUCAUCACUUGACGCCUCAUGGUGGCCUCCGGUCUGUGCGCAACUCCAACCCCAAGUGGUGCAAGAAGGCGGCUAAUGGAGGCGAAAGGUCAUUGUGUUUGUUAAUUGAAUGCGGGCCGGAGAACCAUGGCUCACGGUUCACCUGCGAGGCAUGACCCGAUCUCAUGGAAUAAGCCGCGAUCUCAGAGUUUGCGUCGUUUCUCUUCUUCCAAGCCCCUGCCUGUCGUUGUCUCUGAUGAUAAGUUCGAGCAGGAAUCCGAAACGUGGGGCGAGUAAACCUCUUGUUCCAGCAAUCGUGUCUUCUUCACGCUGUUGAAAAGAGUUGUGAAUUGUUUUAAUGAAUUCAGAAGUUACUUCCAAGCAAUCCGCCUUUCGUGGUGACUGCGACAACGUGUGAAUCAGUUUCUUGUCCCUGUUGUCAUCGGUCUUAGGCCUCUUGUGUCACCAUAUCCCAGACACCAAAAUCGUAUGUCGUGGUGACGCCGUUUGUCAACGAGCUCGGCUCCCGCACUCAUACGGCUGGAGCGGUUCUCGGUUUAUUUCAACGAUUCAUUUGAUACGCCAUUUUUCCAUUAGGAAAUUGUCGUUAAUGAUGAAAAAGAUAAAAAAAUCCAAUACUUUGACAGCUCCCACAGAAGACUACUAAUAAGCUUCGAGAGUGUGUUGAUCGGUUGAACAAUGUUCACCAGAGUAAGUUUGUUUCCCCUAACUAUGCUACUUGCUGUCAGAAGCAGUACUAAAUCCUGUGGUCCGCUGCAAUUCGCGAGGCGGUUUUGUGAUAUGUACGGUUUCCCAAAAUUUUCUGAACCCCGUUUGCGAGUAUGAACGCAUCGUACAUCUUCAGAACCGAUUAACUUGCCACCUUUUCCCCAUCAGAAUUUUAUUUGUUAUCGGGAUAGGUUGCAUAGUUAAUUCAGCGGAAAAUGUUAUACUAAGGGUGACUCCACUUACUCCGCGCUUAUCGUCACUGGGCGUAGAUGCUACUGUGAUGAGAAUGUUCGAAAGCCACUUUACUACUUGUUUACACUACUCAUGCUGUUAGCUCGCGUCAUUGUUCCUACUGCCUGUGGCCUAUUGUUUUCUCCCCCCCCCCCCUACUCUCUACUGAUUUCGAAUUCAGCACCACCUAUUCCAUUCUGCCAAUCUGAUUUCAUGCCGACGAAACGUAAUAUGUGCUUUUUGCGUUCAACCACAGGAUGUUCUCCAUCGCCACACUCCUGACCGUGGUAGGCUCUGUGGUCUUUGUGAUUUCCCUCUGUAUGUGGUGCUGCGUGUGCUGUAUGACGCCAAAAUCUCAACCGGGAGUUGUGCUGAGUCAGCCGGUAAGUCCUAUUUCUGUUUUGCCUGUCUUCCUUCCAAGACCUUCCACCCCCUUCCAUUUCCCCUAAAGUUGUCUGGGCACCGACUACAGCAGCGUCCUCUGGCCUCAUGCAGGGUAAAACAACGUGGACGCCAAAAUCGCAAAACUUGGAUGAUCCUGUCUAGGGAAACUUUCCGUUUGAGCGAGAUAAUAAAAACAGGCGAAAGUUAGCUGUUGACCCGAUGGCCACUGCGAUGUCAGGCAACGAUUUAAAGGGUGUUUUUUCGGUCACAUUUAAGUAUGUCCUCAACAAUAACAUCCUAGCGACGCGUUUGUCCCAAAUAGCGUCAUGCCCCUGUGCAAGUGAAUGCUUACAGUAGAUGACGAAUCGCAUAGAAUGUUAACCAGAAUUAUAAAGGUCAUUUUAGGUCAGGAACGAUUACGUAAGCAAGGUUGCAGUACUGGUUGUCAGCAGGCAUUGUCUUGUAAGUAAACUGCGCCAUAGUCAAUAUUUCAACCCGACUUAGGUAAUCCUUUCUCGUCAAAAGUGCCGUUCGGAAUUUGGGUUAAAAUUUCAUGAGAUAGGCCAGGUACUCUAGAUGUAACACUUGAAGCUAGCACGAUUCGCUAAGAGACGUGUCUUGAAAGGUUGCCAACCAGGGGGAUAACACGAUCCUCCCUUGGAAGGAGGACCAGGGUGUAAUGGCUCCUUCCAGAUGUCGUCUUUAUGGUAACUCUCCAUGUUCAGUCAUCCGAGACUCAUUCAGGUGUAGCUAGGAACUGGGUCGUGUGUAAGGCUUGAUUGGUUUGUUUAACUUUGUCAGCCAUUGCGUCCGCUACCAUCACCUCCGGUCUUCUUGACUUCAUCUUACCAUUGGAUCAAAGUGAAGGUGGGAACAGAGUGCGGCCGAUGUUGCACACGUCUGUUUAGCUUGAAACAUGUACACACGCACACCACCACUGUGAACUGAUCGGGGGCAGGAUUGACUCUCGUCUCUGAGUUGUCCUACUCCUGCUCUUAAAUGUGGUUGGCAGUCGGUGAACUUGUUGAUCGCCGUGGAUGCUAGAGUCAGGGUAGAGCACUCUUUGUGUCCAGCCUUUGCGGUUGCUACCGGGGGCGCUGUAUGCAUCCCACCCGACAGCUCGAUCGUAGCUACCGACGAUGUUCAACUACUGUCCCGCACUGUAGGGUGAGCGCAGGGACGGUGGGUUGCGCUUGGAAUAGUUUAUAGUGACAGUAGACUUGCCCUGCAUCUACCACACUCACUCCUCCCCCACACCCCUGGGCCGUGUACCAAGACGGAGUCAAGAAGACCGGAGGCAAGACCAGAGGCAGGCGACUGGCGCGGCGUGAACAUGCGCCCAGGCGUGCCGCCACACCCUCCCAUGUAGGGCAUUCUACUCUACCCCGUGGUGACCCAGUUCGACCUCCGGCUCCGACGAUAUCCACCGUAUGCUCCACAGCAGGGUGAAAACAGGGGUGGUAGCUUGUGCGACAAUGAGUUUAUGGUGACAGCAGACUUGCACAGCUUCUGCCGCACUCCCCCCGACUCCCGCUCUACCCAAUGUCGGGCCCGCAGACGCCCGCCGGGUUGGCAAGGUGGCGAAUUCGACUCCUUCAUUGCAGCCGUUCCGGCUGAGGUGGCGUGACCUCAAUGACUGGAGUGUUGUGACCAGUGGUGACGAAUCGGCUAGAGAGAGAGGGGGGUAAUAUCGGUUAUGUGGAUAUGGGCAUGGGAUGCCCGACUGGGAUGAUCAGGACUCGAACUGUGUGCUGAUAAGUCGGACAGGUGUGGAAUAAUUAUCAACGUUACUUGUGUGUUUCUUGGCGAAGCGUCCACUUUGCUGUCUUAACUGCGCCGGAUAGUAGGACGUUCCACUAGUUCACCGCUGACUCUGUAAGUAACUGGACGCUGAGCGCACGUUGAAUGACUUUCCGCAUGGUCAAGCGCACAACCAUUCUACAACUCAUGCUUUCUGCAAUCGAGCGUAGGUUGCAAACACACACACCUACACACACCUCAGCAAAAUAGGUCAGAGGAGGGCAUUUAUCUUGCGAGUCCCUGGACUGCCACUUCUUACGAGCCAGCCCUAGAUGUCUCCUGCGGAGAACACACAACUCUCCCCACCAACAACCACCUUCUUUAACCCAACACACCCCCUGUUCGCCCCCUUGUUUUAUACAGAUAUUCUUUUAUCUGCGUAUUCUACACCUACAGACGUCUGGACAAACCUUCGUGACGGUUCAGCAGCCGGAUGCUUCGGGGAUGAUCUAUACCCCUGCGGUCAUGCAGCCGCCCUCUGCACCGCCCCUACCGAUGCCGACCCCCCAACCACCCCAGUACACUGCGCCACCACCGCCGCCGCCCUACACAGAGAAGGCCAUGUGA